Messenger RNA from Topomyia yanbarensis, 1950 nucleotides. Its product is annotated as sphingomyelin phosphodiesterase-like. The transcript is spliced from 4 exons. NCBI's taxonomy places the organism in Eukaryota, Metazoa, Arthropoda, Insecta, Diptera, Culicidae. The record is from RefSeq and is a predicted model, not a curated record. Gene Ontology annotation, molecular function: acid sphingomyelin phosphodiesterase activity. Gene Ontology annotation, cellular component: lysosome. Bases 38 to 1945 code for a protein of 635 amino acids. Gene Ontology annotation, biological process: sphingomyelin catabolic process; ceramide biosynthetic process.
AUUGUGCACUGAUCGGAGAUAGAUAGAUUGAGUGGGAAUGAAGUGGCUUUUCGCAUUGAUUUUGGUAGCAUUCCUGGUUGCUCCAGCCUUCGGUCGAGGAUUUCAGGAGAAAUCUAGGCAUUUCAAUCAGACAUUUGAAUUGCGACGAAGUCAACAGGGUCUAGAGCGGCUGGAGAAGGAAUUCCGCAAUGGAUUCAAAAUUUGGAGACAAUCCGGAGUGAAAACGCCUCGUUUCAUGGAAAUCAUUAACGCAUGGAAGUUCACGAGAGAGGAUCGGCGUAUCUUAACAUCACCCAAAGAUUUUCCAAUUCAGAAGGAGGAAACGUUCUGUGUGAUUUGUAGAUCUCUGGUGUCGCAACUGAUCCAGCAACGUGCAGAUGGAGCCACUCGGGCGGAUCUUUUCGCAACAGCCUACGAACUUUGCACGGUACUACAGAUACAGGAGCCGGACAUCUGUUACGGAGCGAUUGAUGUGAACAUUGAUUUCUUCAUCCACAUUUUCGAUGACCGUCCGGCUUUGGCUGCAGAUAGUGUGUGCGGAGUUCUUUUCGAGAACUCUGCGUGCAUAAUCAAUGAUCCUGCCUUUACCCAGUGGUCUGUUAACAUUGAUCCUAACGGGCGUCCGAUAACCGAAUCGAAACACUUCCCGAACGCACGUGGUCCGAAUGACAUAAAAAUACUGCAAGUUACCGAUUUCCAUUACGACUCCAACUAUCGGAUGAAUCACAACGCGAACUGUAAUCGACCGGUCUGCUGCCGUAGCGAUUUGGGUGUACCGGAUGAUCUCGAAGAUCGUGCCGGGCGCUGGGGAGACUACCGGGAUUGUGAUACUCCAUGGGACACGGUGGAAGAAGUGAUUAAUCAUAUGGCGGAAAAUCAUCCGGAUGCCGCCUACAUCUACCACACCGGUGAUAUAAUCGAUCAUGGAGUGUGGGAAACCUCGAUCGCUCACAAUAUUCGUUCGAUGAACCAACUGCACAAUAAACUGCUGGAAGCCUUUCCCAAUAAACCAGUUUACAACAUAAUCGGUAAUCACGAAGCUCACCCGACGAAUGUAUUUGCACCAAGCGCAAUGAAUCGACCGGACCUUGCUGUGGAGUGGCUCUACAACUACCUGGCGGAUGCUUGGAGUAACUGGCUUCCGAGGUCUACUUUGGACACGAUCCGGCAGGGUGGAUUUUACACCACGCUAGUUCGGAAGGGCUUCCGAAUCGUCGCCUUGAACAACCAGGAUUGCUAUACGUUCAACUGGUGGAUUCUUUGGGAUCCUAAUCAUCUCUCCACUCAGCUGCAGUGGCUCCAUGACGUUUUGCUACAUGCGGAACAGAAUAACGAGAAGGUUCAUCUCUUAGCUCACAUCCCGUACGCUUCUUCGGGAUCCAUUUUUGCGCCUUGCCAACGUGAAUUCCGUCGUAUAGUCGAGCGUUUCUACGACACCAUCAGUGCGCAGUUCCACGGACAUACUCACAACGACAAGUUCAAUGUGUUUUAUUCACGUGAAAAUCCUGAACACGCUAUCAACGUGGCUUGGAUCGGCGGCAGUGCUACGCCGUUUAGUUUCCUUAACCCGAACUACAUGGUGUACUAUCUUGAUCCGGAAACAUAUCAAGUAACGGAUUCUGAAUCGUACAUUUUUAACCUUACGGAUGCGAACCGCUUCCCGGAUCGUCGCCCGGAAUGGAUUAAGCUGUACUCGUUUGCCGAGGAGUUUAAGAUGCACAACCUGAGCCCGGCCGAGGCUGAUACGUUGGUCAAACGGUUGGGAACACCGGCCGGGCGAGAUGAACUGCGACGGUAUUGGGAGUUUUCGGUCAAAAUGGGGGAUCUCGAGCUGGAGUGGGGAUGCGAUGAUGGCUGUUUGCUGAACACUGUCUGCGAUAUUGUUGGGGUGGAAAGAGGAGAUCACGUGAAAUGUGACGAGUUGAGGGAGACAUUUUUCGACUGAAUAAA